UAACUGAUCUGAUUUUUAUAAUCUCCAUUCGAUUCAUUAUAAAAGGGGAAGAAAUUUGCUGUUGAACAAUUUAACAAUUUUAAAGUGUCAAUUAUUGGUUAAAAGGUUUACCAGCAUUAAAGAAUCCCGGUAUUUUGAAUUCAAAUGUGAAGCCAACAUUACCAAGAUCGAUGAUUCUACCACAAAUACAUUAUCCGAAAUAUGAGGAAAUAGAAGAUCCAAAUAUGAUUAAAGCUCAUGUUCCUGACCUCAUUAGACCAUAUAAAGGACUAAAAGAUGUAUUAGAAAACAAUCGAAAAUGGGCAAAUGCAGAUUCUUUACGUGAAAUAAAGUUUUUUGAAACUUUAAAUAAAGGGCAAGAACCAAAAUUGUUUUGGAUCGGUUGUUCUGAUUCUCGCGUUGUACCUGAAACAAUCACUCAGUUAGGUUUUGGUCAAAUAUUUGUACAUCGGAACAUUGCGAAUCAAUUCGAUGCAAAUGAUUUUAAUUGUAUGUCAGAAUUAGAAUUUGCCGUACAUUAUAUAAAAGUUGAACAUAUAAUUGUGUGUGGUCACACACAAUGUGCAGGAGUAAUGAAUGCUUGUAAAGAUCAUCUUAGCCCAAAUUUAAAAGCUUGGCUAUCGGAUAUUCGAAGAGUGAAAGAUAAAUACCCAGAGUUAUUUCCGGAUCCCAUGAUUGAAUCCAGUAUGCCCCAAAGUGAAAAAGAUAAAUUACAUAGAAGGUUGGUUGAAAUUAAUGUAUCAAAUCAAGUAUCAAAGAUUGCUUCAAAUGAAGUUGUCCAAGAAGCUUGGAAAGAUAAAAAAAGAAAAUUAGCAAUUCAUGGUUGGGUUUUUAAUAUAAAGAAAGGACAUUUAGAAGAUAUAGGUGUUACCAUUGGAAAGCAAUGAUUUGCGCAUGGAAUGGAAAUAAUUAUCUAUUAUAU
Messenger RNA from Rhizophagus irregularis DAOM 181602=DAOM 197198, 922 nucleotides. RefSeq lists its product as uncharacterized. NCBI's taxonomy places the organism in Eukaryota, Fungi, Glomeromycota, Glomeromycetes, Glomerales, Glomeraceae. The record is from RefSeq and is a predicted model, not a curated record. Gene Ontology annotation, biological process: carbon utilization. Gene Ontology annotation, molecular function: carbonate dehydratase activity; zinc ion binding.